Messenger RNA from Ascochyta rabiei, 2139 nucleotides. RefSeq names its product Glutamate--cysteine ligase. The transcript is spliced from 4 exons. Gene Ontology annotation, cellular component: glutamate-cysteine ligase complex. The coding region runs from base 238 to 2139 and encodes 633 amino acids. The record is from RefSeq and is a predicted model, not a curated record. Gene Ontology annotation, molecular function: glutamate-cysteine ligase activity. Gene Ontology annotation, biological process: glutathione biosynthetic process. Lineage: Eukaryota; Fungi; Ascomycota; Dothideomycetes; Pleosporales; Didymellaceae.
AUGGGUCUACUGUGAGACAUGCGUUGUCAGCUUUCAUUGCAGAUGUUAAUGCCGGAGAAGUGCUAUUGGAACACCGCUCGAGUGGCCUGAGGCUAAGAAGGUCGCCAGUCAUGUCAGAUCUUGGGGUAUUGAAGUAUGCUCGAACCGGCGUAUCAUGAGAUGUCGAAUUUGACAUGUGUGGCAGCAACUCCUGGCCAUCUGGCGCGACUACAAAGGCAAAGAAAGAGAUGCACUGCUAUGGGGAGACGAGGUAGAACAGCUGUUGAAAAGAGCAAAGAGCUUUCGCUGACCAGGGUGAAGAUCGAGUACUUGGUGGUCUGCUAUGAUCAAAACAACCGCAAGGUUCGGUUGUCUCUUCGCCAGGCAGACAUCCUUGCAGCGCUAGCUACGGAUGAAAAGCUGCUUGCCGAAGGUGGUGGUGUUCCUGAUGUACAGACAGGCGACACAAAAGGGAUAGCCAACCCUGCACCCGUCUUUCAUCCCGAGUUCGGGCGCUUCAUGCUUGAAGCGACUCCCGGGAAACCGUGGGGUAUUGGCUUCAAGGACCUCUUGGAUGUCGAGCCGAACAUGAGGUGGAGACGCAAAAUCGCAAAGGAGCAUAUGGAGGCGACGGAGUUCCCCAUCACACUGACGACGUUUCCCCGACUUGGUAACAAGGACUCUCUGAUCCCUGACUAUCCGCCAUCAGGACCAAAACUACGAUCUCAGUUCGUGCCGGACGAGAUUGCAAACCCACACAUCCGCUUUCCCACCUUGGCCGCUAACAUUCGCUGGCGGAGAGGCAGGAAAGUGCAGGUCAACGUGCCGGUGUUCAGGGAUGAGAACACACCAUGGCCUUGGAAGGAUCCGACUGUCAACUACGACUUGCACAAUUGGCCCGAGGAUGACGAUGUCCGUAAUGGUGCUGCUCCAGACAACUACAUCCAUAUGGAUGCCAUGGCUUUCGGUAUGGGCAGCUGCUGCCUGCAGAUUACGUUCCAAGCCAAGAACAUUGAGGAAGGGCGGACGAUGUACGAUCAGCUCAGCCCACUGGGACCUAUUCUGCUUGCACUCACUGCAGCUACACCCGUUUACAAGGGCUUCUUGGCCGACACCGAUGUGCGCUGGAACCAGAUUAGUCGAGCGGUUGAUGAUCGUACGCCAGAGGAGCUGGGAGAGAAGCCUCUCAAGAAUGAUCGCUGGCGGUUGCCCAAGUCUCGGUACGCAUCCAACUCCACCUACAUCUCUCAAGACCCGCGGUUACGGCGCGAGUACCUGGACCCUGACCUCAUCAUCGACGGCGACAUCAAGAAACGUCUCGUCGAGGGCGGUAUGGACGAGGUUCUGGCAACCCACUUUGCCCACUUAUUCAUCCGUGAUCCCAUUGUGGUCUUCAACGAAGACCUCAAGGAACUGGACCUUGACAAGGCCGACCACUUCGAGAACCUGCAAUCCACCAACUGGCAACAUAUGCGCUUCAAGCCACCGCCAGUGGGCUCCGAGAUUGGCUGGCGUGUUGAGUUCCGGCCGAUGGAGAUACAAAUCACCGACUUUGAGAACGCGGCCUUUUCCAUUUUCAUCGUCUUGAUUACGCGCGCGAUCCUGUCCUUCCACCUGAACCUGUACAUACCCAUCACGCGCGUAUCCGAGAACAUGGAGACGGCACACGUUCGCGACGCCGUCUCGACGCAGAAGUUCUGGUUCAGAAAAAAGCCCUUCUCGUCGCAUCCAUCGAGCCGGAUGCAUGGAACUGGCACAAGCACACCAGCCGACGUGCCCAGCCGCCCAGCAUCCCCUGGCCCUGUUGAGGAGGAGUACGAGCAGAUGAGCGUCAACGAGAUCAUCAACGGGCAGCACACGGAUGGCGGGUUCCCCGGACUCAUCCCGCUCGUCGAGUCGUACCUCAACAGCAUGAACGUUGAUGUGGAGACGCGGUGCGAGCUGGCACGGUACCUGGACUUGAUCAGGAAGCGGGCGGACGGAAGGCACUGGACGGCUGCGAAGUGGAUCAGGCAUUUUGUGCAGACGCACGCAGACUACAAGAAGGACAGUGUUGUCAGCGACGAGAUUACGUACGACCUUGUCAAGGCGGCCGAGCAGAUCACGAAGGAGGAGGGAAGGGACGGCCUCGGGAAGGAGAUGUUGGGCUCACGACGGUAG